AGAUGCGUACAAUUGAAUAAUUUCUAUUUAUUUUGUUCUUGCUUCCAAGUUCAGCUAACGAAGUGAAGCCCAGCCCAGAAUCAGGAUAAAGACAGAAACGUUCUUCUCCUGGAAGAGGUCCGUGGAUGCGGUGCUUCUAGCUUUGCAGUCCAUGGAGUCCUCUUCAUCGUCGACUUCGUCGAAUUUUCUAUCUUUUUGGAAUUAUCUCAAUCUGCUACUAGUCCGUCCGAUUAUCGCAAUCUUUUUCGUCCUCUCCUUCAUUUUUCUAUGGUGGUGGUUGGCAUGGAAGUUAGUUCUGGUACACGUGCCACUGGUUCAAGAAAUUUUCGGUCUGAGGAAAAAACCGGUUAAACCAAAGCCGCCGACUCGUCGAUUAUCCAGAUAUUAUAACAGCAUCAACGCUCAAAGUUCUUCUUCUCAGUAGUACCUGGGGUAAUACGAUUUUCAUCCACAAUCUGAGUGCACCUUUUGUGAUGAUAGCAGCCAUAAAGCUCUGUUUUCAAAUGAUGGAACCUAACUGAAUGCUGGUGGUUUACAAUCCAGAAGACAGCUCAGAGCGCAGGAGAUCAAAAUUCUUCAUCUCCUUCAUGCUUUGAAGGACCAGAAUGGAUCUCAGUUCUAAAAUAGCAAAAUGCAAACUUGUUAAUUGUUUGAUGUAAAUGAAGGAAUUGACAUUACACUUUACGACAUCAAGAGGAUUGGAGAAUGUAGUUUUUGCUUCUGUAAAUAGAUUUUAAUUGGUUGUAAAGAUUUGGGUUCUUGAAAAUAUACGUGAUUAACAAAAGCUCGCUAA
This is a messenger RNA of Theobroma cacao (cacao), 793 nucleotides long. RefSeq lists its product as uncharacterized. The record is from RefSeq and is a predicted model, not a curated record. Lineage: Eukaryota; Viridiplantae; Streptophyta; Magnoliopsida; Malvales; Malvaceae.